Messenger RNA from Cucurbita pepo subsp. pepo (vegetable marrow), 997 nucleotides. NCBI's taxonomy places the organism in Eukaryota, Viridiplantae, Streptophyta, Magnoliopsida, Cucurbitales, Cucurbitaceae. The record is from RefSeq and is a predicted model, not a curated record.
AAGACAACAACAAAGUAAAGAGAGAAGAAGAAGAACAACAACAAGAGCAGCCAUGGGCAUCUCCUUGCUUCCUGCUGCUGCAAGAAGGCUAGAAGGCAAAGUGGCAGUAAUCACAGGUGCGCCCAGCGGAAUUGGGGAGUCCACAGCAAAACUCUUCUUUAAGCAUGGAGCCAAAGUGAUGCUUGCAGACAUCCUAGACUAUGUCGGUCACUCUCUUUCCCGCCAUCUUUGUUCUUCGUCAUCUUCAUUCAUCCACUGCGACGUAACGAAAGAGAAUAUCAUCGAAAAUACAGUUACCACAGCCAUUUCCAAGUACGGAAAGUUAGACAUCAUGUUGAACAAUGCAGGCAUUUCUGGAACCUCAAAUUCAACAUUCUCGAAAAGAAUUAUAGACUUUCAAAAGGUACCAAGCAUGCAGCAAGGGCAAUGAUUCCAGCUUGUCAAGGUAGCAUAAUCAUGAUGGCAAGUGGUUGCUCGAUCAUUGGUGGGAUUGGGCCAUAUGCGUACACGAGCUCAAAGCAUGGCUUGUUGGGGUUGAUGAAAAAUGCAAUCGGUUGAUUUAGGACAAUAUGGGAUAAGAGUUAAUUGUGUGUCGCCCCAUGUAGUGCCCACGCAGAUGACUAGGGACCUGUUUAAGCUUGAAGAUGGCGAUGAGUUUCCUAAUGUUUAUUCGCAUUUCAAAUGUGGAGAUAUUUUAAAGGCAGAAAAUAUAGCUGAAGCUGCUUUGUAUUUAGCAAGUGAUGCGUCGAGAUUUGUGAGUAGACAUGUGUUGAUGGAGGCUUCACUUCAGCAAACCAAGGUCUUUGUCCUACCAAUAAUAAAGUUGAAACGAAGAACUACUUGUUUCAGACUUCAAGUUCUUUCCUAAACUUGAUCAUGAAUUAUGUUCAUAAUUUUAUUUUUAUGGUGUGUCUCAAUUGAGCUAUUGAGAAAUAUUCUCAUGUUUAACAUUAUUAUAAGAAUGUGAAUUCUAAUAAUGUGAUUUAAUUUUUAGCUA